Camellia sinensis is the source of this 781-nucleotide messenger RNA. The record is from RefSeq and is a predicted model, not a curated record. NCBI's taxonomy places the organism in Eukaryota, Viridiplantae, Streptophyta, Magnoliopsida, Ericales, Theaceae.
CUUCACUUCUGUCUCACUCAUCAUUCUCUCACCCUUACAAAAAACAGUCGCAACUCAUUCCAAUCCUCCAUAGCUGUGGUCUUGAAUUGAAUCUUCCAAUUCAAUGGCAAUUAAUUGUAUUUCCAUCAAUUUGUUUCUACAGAUCUUCCUGCUAUUAGUUUCAACCCUUCAUUUCCCAUCCGAAGCGAGGCGACUCACUGAGUCAACACAAACCCAGCAACCCAUUCUCUUCGAAUACCACAAUGGUCCUCUCCUCACUGGCAAAAUCUCAAUCAAUCUCAUUUGGUACGGCAAUUUCAAGCCCUCCCAACGUGCCAUAGUCUCUGAUUUCGUUACCUCACUCUCGUCUAACCCAUCCAACAACCAACCCUCCGUUGCCACCUGGUGGAAGACCACCGAUAAAUAUUACCAGAUUCCCAACUCCAAGAAUAAAGCACCCUUCCUCUCAAUCUCUGCGGGUAAGCAAAUUCUUGACGAGAAUUACUCGCUAGGAAAAUCGCUCACACAAAAACAGAUUGUAGAAUUGGCAUCGAAGGGUGAUCAAAUGAAUGCUGUCAAUGUUGUCUUGACCGCGUCUGAUGUCAUCGUUGAUGGGUUUUGCUCCAGCAGGUGCGGCACACACGGAUCUUCCAAAGCUACCCAAGUUAAGGGCAAGAAUUACAAGUUUGCCUAUAUUUGGGUUGGCAACUCGGAGACUCAAUGCCCGGGUCAAUGCGCCUGGCCAUUCCACCAACCCAUCUACGGACCACAGAGCCCACCCCUGGUUGCACCCAACAACUAA